UCAAGGCCCACAACUAAUGGAUGCAUCCAAUCGAGGCCCCUUCCGCUCGAAGCACCUGGAUGGAUGCUCAUUAUUGAGAACACAGGGAAGCUAGCUUUUCCCCGCAUGAAGACCACGAGGUGAUGGCAGGUUCCCAGACUAAGAGAUCCGUAUUCCUUAGCGAGAAUGAAACGAACUCAAAUCUCGACGUUGACUUUCGAGUAUAAGAGUCGCAAGUCCUGAUCCAGAGAAGGCUUGUCUGGCGAUCGAUUUCUGCAUGGGUGAAAUUUCGCAUAGCCCUUCAUCGCAUAAGUUGAACAUCAUGCCUGACACUUCCACUGAUGACAGCGAGGUAACCGAAAGCGUGGAUACUCACACCACGGCCUCCCACCACUUCGACAAGCAGCUCGCUGAAUACGGUCCAUUAGCUCAUGUGCCCACCGCGGGAACAUAUCUCCCGGCGUUCGCAGGGGAGUUACAGCCUGGGCUGUACAAGCCAGUCAAAGAGCGCAAGAUCGCGAAUCCUGCCCCGCUAGGACUAGCUGGCUUUGCCCUGACCACCUUUGUCCUGGGAUGUAUUAACAUGCAGACGCGGGGGAUCACUCAACCCAACAUGGUGGUUCCGCUGGCUUUCGCUUAUGGCGGCCUGGUGCAACUUCUCGCUGGAAUGUGGGAAAUGGCCGCCGGCAAUACCUUUGGUGCGACGGCACUCUCCUCAUAUGGGGGAUUUUGGAUCUCUCUGGCCAUGAUCUUCACCCCCGGGGGAUUCGACAUCGAAAGCCACCUCAAGGCUGCGGAUAAUGGGUCUGUGGGCAUGUUCUAUAACUCUUUCGGGCUGUAUUUGAUGGGCUGGUUCAUCUUCACCUUCUUGCUCGUGACCUGCACAGUGAAGUCUACUGUCAUAUUCUUCUCCCUGUUUGCCGCUGUCGACAUUGCCGUGCUCCUCUUGGCGGUCGGCUACCUUCAUCGCCCCGGCGGCGCACCCUACACGCCUCUGCUCAAGGCGGGAGGGCUGUUUGCCCUCCUGGGGGCCUUCUUGGCGUGGUAUAUCUGUCUGGCGGGCAUUGCCGACACGAGCAACAGCUUCUUCAUCAUCCCCGUCUGGCACUUCCCUUGGUCGGAGAAGGGGUGGGAAUCGAGGAGAAGAAAGUCUGAAGCUGUUUGAGGCAGAUCUUGCCCCAGCUCAUGCGGGGAUGGUGGUAGGUUUAUCGUGUAUGAAACUCUUUCAUUCACAUUCGCUGGCGACGGAUGGAUAAUUCCCGUAAACUAGAUAAGCAAGAUAUAUUGCCGCUGGGAACCGCCUACCGCUUCUCCGCAAGCAAAAGAAAUCGCGCAAAUCACUUGACAGGGCAAAAAAGGGAAAAAAAAAACAAAAAAAAAAAAGAAAUAGCCA
Aspergillus uvarum CBS 121591 is the source of this 1372-nucleotide messenger RNA. Its product is annotated as acetate uptake transporter family protein. NCBI's taxonomy places the organism in Eukaryota, Fungi, Ascomycota, Eurotiomycetes, Eurotiales, Aspergillaceae. Gene Ontology annotation, cellular component: plasma membrane. The transcript has 3 exons. The record is from RefSeq and is a predicted model, not a curated record. The coding region runs from base 257 to 1144 and encodes 295 amino acids. Gene Ontology annotation, molecular function: acetate transmembrane transporter activity.